Plasmodium malariae is the source of this 5037-nucleotide messenger RNA. RefSeq names its product conserved Plasmodium protein, unknown function. Lineage: Eukaryota; Apicomplexa; Aconoidasida; Haemosporida; Plasmodiidae. The record is from RefSeq and is a predicted model, not a curated record. Bases 1 to 5037 code for a protein of 1678 amino acids. The transcript has a single exon.
AUGAUUUUAAAAAAUGAAGUUAAUAAUAAUAAUGGAAAAUCUAAUUCGAAAGUUGCAGUUGUUCAUAGUAGUGUCAAUGAUGAAGAAUAUCUUGAAAGUGAAACAAAAGAUUAUGAGGUUAAUGUAAAUGAAUUUAGAGAAGAUAGGAGAAGGAAAAGGAAUAGAAGUUUAUGUAGUACCGACACAAACGAUAAUAAUGGUAACGGUAAUAGUAAUAGUAAUAGUACAAGUACUAGUUUAUUUAAUAGCAAUGUGAAUUCUUCUAACUCUACCGAAUUAGGGAACAAUAGAGAAUUAAAGGAUAUUAUUGAAAAUAUUGUAGAAAAAGAUAAUUACGAUAAAUCGAAUGUAAAUGUUUUGGAUAGCAGUAGUAGUAUUGUUAAAACGAAAAAUGUAGAGAGUGAGUUAAAUGAGGAAAAGGAUACUAUUAAUACGAUUAAAGAAAUGAUAGAUAAUGGGAAUAAUAUAGAAAUUAAAAAUAAUGAGGAAGAGAAAAAAAAAUUUAUAAAUGAUAAUAGUACUUUUAUUAGAAAAAGGAAAAGUAGAAGAGGACAGAGUUUGAAUUACGAACCAGUUACUUCUAUUAGAAGAACAACAAGAAAAUGCGCUAGAAGUUAUAGAGAUAAUAUGUUUUUUCAAGAGGAAAAUAUAGAACACAAUGAAGAAAGUAAUGAAAUAAUAAUAUCGAAUGGUGAGGUGAAGGUAUUGGAAAAACAGAAGAAUUUAUCGCGUGAAAUAGAAUUAAACAGUUCUGAUGAUAAUAUUUGUAAUGAAAAGGAAUUAGGUGAACCUAGUACUAAAUUGAAUAUAACGAAUGUUGAAGGUGUUGAAGGAGAUUACACUGGAAAGAAUGUUUUAAAUGGAAAGGAUAAUUUAUGUAGAAAAGGUUAUAAUAUAAAUAGUGAAAAAUCAUCCCAUUAUUUUUGCAAUGUUCUAGGAAAUGAUGUUCUAGUCGAUACUUCGGAAAAACCCUUAAAUAAUCAUAACAAAGAUAUAGAUAAAUCUAGUGAAAGUAACAUAGAUAAUAGUAUUUUAAAAAGUAAUGAUAAUCUUGAUUACUCUAUGUUGAAUAAUUCAGAACAGAAGAAAGAAGUUGCUCUUGAAGAUAUAACAGUUGUUGGUCAUAAGAAGGUAACACAUGGCCAUAAUAAAGGUAAAAAAUACAAUGUUAGAAAAAAAUUAAAAGGAAAUAGUACUGUAGUUGCAGUGAAUGCUGAUAUAUUAGAGAAUAAUACUAUUUUGAAUAGCAGUAAAGAUAGUAAUGUUACUAUCAAUGAGGAAAAUAAAGAAGAUAAUUUAAUUAGGCAAACGCAUGAGAGAAAAACAGUUGUUCCCCAUGUAGAAGUGAGAAGGAGAGGAAGAAAAAAGAAAACAAAUAAAAUAUUAAAUUAUGUGAUAAAUUUAAAUACAAAGCAAAAAAUUAGUGAAAAUAAGAAUAUAACAAGCAUUUGUACAGACGAAAACAGAGGAAGAAAAGAUGAUGUAUAUAGGACGAAUAGCAUAGCAUUUGAUUUAGAUAGUCAGAACACAGAGCUACCACAAGCGUUACAAAAUACGCAUGAAAAUUUGACUUUUGAGGGUAACUUAAAAGUUGAUAAUAAUAAUAGUAGUAGUAGUAUUAAUAAAACUAAUAUACAUAAUAAAAGAAGGAAAUUGAGGGAUGAACAAAUUAAAGAUGAUUAUGAAUAUAAUAAUACGAACUCUGAUUGCUUAUUAAGAAGUAAUAUUGUAAGAAGGAGGAAAUACAAAAGAGGAAAAAGUAGAAAUAGAAAUCGAAGUAGAAGUGGAAAUAAAAGUAAAAGAGAUUGUGAGGUGAAUAGAAGCUCGUUAAUGGACAUGUCAUUUAACGCUUCAAGUUGCAAAGGAAGUAGUACCGUUUUGGAGAACGUAGAUAAAUGUAAUAAUGAUGUAAGUGGUAGAUACUGUAGUAGUAAUAAUAAUAAUAACAAUAAUGGUACGCAUAGAAAUAAUAGUGUUAGUCAUAAUAAUCGUGAUAGUGACAGUACUAGUAGUACUAGAAGACUGUUUCCGAAUGAAACUUUUCAAAUUAAAGAGGAGUUUCUGAAUAAUGUAAACAGUCUUAAUACAGUAUUUAACUUUAAUGAAGAAUUUGUUAGAUUUUUACAAAGAGUAAGUCAAUUUGAAGACAUAGAUUAUGAUACUAUGUUAUCGUUUUUAAAUGAAAUUCAAAUUAAGUUGACCAACACGAUUAAACAAGAAUUCUCUAAUGAGUGUUUUGAUUCUCAUAAUAUAGAAAAAACAGUGUAUACGAUGAGACAUGUAGUAGAUAUCAUAAAUAAUAACAAUGAAAUUUUAAAUAAAUUAAAUCAAUUAGAAUAUAAGUUUUAUUAUGACUAUUUAAGAAAUAGAUCGGCUGAAGGAGUUACCAAUAAUUUUUGUGGGGGCACAGAAAAUAAUAUAGCAAUAAAUAUUUCUCGUAUUCCAAGGAAUAUUAAUAAUGAAUGUUGUGCUAAGAUACAAAGAAAUAAUGAAGAUUCUCCAAUUAAUAUAGAGGAGGAUAAUACAGAACAUAACAAAAUAGAUGAUGAAGAGGCAAGGAAAUUAAAUGAACUUUUACAUUGUACAAAUAAUAAAGAAACAGAUGAUGCAUACAUAAUUCCAAAUUGUACAAAUGUAAGAACAGAUGUAUAUUUCAUGAAUUAUAAUGAUGAAAAUGAUUGUUAUCGUUUAAACGAAGCACAAAUGUUAAAUUUAAGCAAUACUUGUGAUAUUUUAAAUAAUGUUAAGAUUGAAGAUAUGUAUGUUGAUGAGAAUGAUGAACGAACAAACAAUGAAAGUAAUGUGUUAUUUUCAUCAGAAGAAAUACGUUCACAACCUCUUCAGAAAGGCGGUGAUGAACACUAUGAAAGAAGAAGUUUAAAUAAAAGUACAGAUUAUGAUGAUAGGGAUGAGGAUAUUGAGAAAGAUGUCGAUGAUGAUGAUAAUAAUGAAGAUGUAUGUUUAGAGAGUAGGAAAAUAACGAACUGGAAUGAAAGGGAAGCAGAGGAGGAAGCUGCAAAUAGAAUUCGCGAUGACGAAGAAUAUAAUGAAAUUGCAAGGAAAAUAAAUGAUCUUCAAAAAGAGUUAAAUACGAAUAGAAGAAAUUUUCAAAAUGAGCAUGCACAUAAAUUGAUCUAUCAGAACAAUGUUGAUUUUGUAUGUGAUGAAUUAAAUAGACUUAUUAAACAAACAUUAAAAAGUGAAGAUUUAUAUUAUUCCAAUUUUUCCAAAGGAAGAUACAGAAAUGUGACCCAUAGAAGUUUAUAUAGAAACUAUAUUUCAAGCAAAUUAUAUAGAAGUAAUAGUAACUAUAUGGAUAUAUGUAAAGAGGAGAACAUGAUAGGAGCACCAGGAGGAGUAGGAGUAGCUAUUAGGAACUCAGGAUAUUGCAGGAAUAAGGACGAAAUACAUAAUAGUAAUGUAAAUAUAGAGGACAAGGUAGAUGAAAAUGCAAAAGAAAAUGAAAAAACGCUUAUGGACAAUUAUGCUAAUUACUUUAGAAGGUUAAACGAUAUUAAUAGUAGUACUAGUAAGAGUAAAGAAAAAGAGCCAUGGGAUAACAGUAUGUUCAGUAGAAAUUCAACAUUAGACAAUGCAUUAAAUUAUUCAUGUUAUUCCAGUGAUAAUAAAAAUAAUUCUUAUUGUAGUACCAGAAUGUUACGAAAGAAUGAAUAUAGAAAUAAGUACAACAUUGAUCCUAAUGUAGUACAAAAUUCGAUAAUAAUAGAAGACAAGACAAAUAUGAAUUAUACGAAUACAGAGGUUAGCAGCAACACAGGGGAAUUUAAUUAUUCUUCGAAUGAACAAAAAUCAAGUAGGAACUUCAAAAAUAGUACCAUUCUGAACAAUAAUAUCACGAAAGAUCAUUUAAAUAGUGUUGACGUUUGCUCGAGAGAUGAAGGUACUCUUAUAAAAGGUAACACCGUGAAGAAUAUGAAUGAUAAUUUAAAUGAUAGUUUGCAUAAUGGUAGUGUCAAUAUUAGAAGUGUGAACGUUGAUAGUGUGAAGAUUAAUAUAAAGGAAGAAAAAAAUGAUGGAAAGGAAAUAAACAGAGAAGUUAAAGGAGAAAAUGAAGUAGAUAAGGAUAAAAGGAAUGAUGAUAAUAAUAAUAAUAAUAAUAAUGAAAGAAGCAAUAGCAGUAGUAGUAAUGGAGUGAAGAAAAAUAAUAGUCAAGAGGAUAAUAAAGAAUCUAGCAUGUCAAAUGUGAAUUUCUUUUUUACAAGAAAUAUAGAAAGUAGUGAACAGGAAACGCACGAUAAUUGCGAGAAAAGGGGUAAUAUUAGUAAUAAUAAUAGUAAUAAUAGUUGCAGUAAUAGCAUUGGUAAUGAUGAAAAUACAACAAAUGUCUUAUAUACAAACUUGGAAGCAAAUAAUAAGAAUGACAAUGAAAAGAUUAGUUAUAAGGAAAUGAAAAAUAUCAAUGUAAUGAAGAAAGUGAUGAAUAUCCACGAGAACACUCAUAGAAUAUUAGAAGUUACAGGUGAAGAUAUUAAUACAUUAAAUAGAAAAUACAAUGAAACAAUAAUAUUUGACGAUUUAAGUAGAGCAGAAAACGAGGAGCUUAAAAAUUGCUGUACAUUAAGAAAUGAUUCUUUGGAUAUUUCGGAUCUUAGCAUACAAAAAGAAGAGAAUGAGCAUUAUUUGAGUAAUGAAAAAGACCAGGACAAAAAUAGUAGGAGCAUGCAGUAUGUGUUAAUAGAUGCUAAGAACAAUUUAAAUGAUACAUAUAAUCAAAAUUCUAAUUCUAAUCGUGCUGUAAAUUGUAAGGAGGAUAAAGAAUGUGAAAUAACUAUAGAUAGUCUAUUAAAAGAAACAUUUCGUUUGAAGGAUGACAAGCUUAUGAGUUUAAAAACAAAUACAACGCAAAAAGAGAUUUUAGAUUGUUUAAGAAUGGUAUCUAAUAUUAAAAAAGUAUUUUUUGAUGAAUGCACAAAAAUGAUAAAUGAUCAGAUUUUUGCAUUAGAAAAAAAUUUCAGGAUACCUAACUGUUCCUUAUCAAUACUGAAAAACUCAUUUGGUUAUAAUGAGGACAUAUGA